Molecule: messenger RNA, 7301 nt
Organism: Megalops cyprinoides (Indo-Pacific tarpon)
Lineage: Eukaryota; Metazoa; Chordata; Actinopteri; Elopiformes; Megalopidae
Product: voltage-dependent L-type calcium channel subunit alpha-1D-like
Exons: 49
Coding region: 271-6555 (2094 amino acids)
Biological process (GO): calcium ion import across plasma membrane
Cellular component (GO): membrane; voltage-gated calcium channel complex
Molecular function (GO): high voltage-gated calcium channel activity
Source: RefSeq, a predicted model, not a curated record
UUAAUGCAUAUGUGUCCCUCUUGCCCUCAAGCUAAUGCAUUUUAAUUCGCUAUUUGGGACUGGACGUGCGUUUUUUCGGUUGGAAAAGCAGCGGACUGUUCUUGUUGAGAUAGCGUGGAUAAAUUCUAGUCAUCAGCUGGACACGGAGUUUUCAGAAAAGGGGCAAAUUAUGCCAGCAGCAGCAGGGUCGCUCUCCCUGGUGACGUGCCAGCCCUCUGGUCAGACAGCUCAGCUCCGCCCCCCACUCUCCCCUGGCAGGCUGCUCCGACCAUGAGCGCCAGCGCCACCGCCCCUGCGCCCACUCCCACUCCCGCCCCUGUCGGAUCGCUUGCCCAGAGGAAGCGGCAGCAGUAUGCCAAAAGCAAGAAGCAGGGCAGCACUGCCAACAGCAGGCCGCCGCGUGCGCUCUUCUGUCUCACCCUCAACAACCCCCUCCGCAGAGCCUGCAUCAGCCUGGUGGAGUGGAAGCCAUUUGAUAUCUUUAUAUUAAUUGCCAUUUUUGCCAACUGCAUGGCCUUAGCAGUGUACAUUCCCUUCCCUGAAGAUGACUCCAACUCCACCAACCACGACCUGGAAACGGUUGAAUAUGCCUUCCUCAUCAUUUUUACAAUUGAAACCUUUUUGAAGAUUAUAGCAUAUGGAUUAGUGAUGCACCAGAAUGCUUAUGUGAGAAACGGCUGGAACAUGCUGGAUUUUGUAAUUGUAGUCAUAGGGUUAUUUAGUGUUGUCUUGGAAGUUUUAACCAAAGACAAAGAGCCGGAUGCAGCAGGGACCCAACCGUCGGCGCACGGCCACGGGGGGAAACCGGGCGGCUUUGAUGUGAAAGCGCUCCGAGCGUUCCGUGUGUUACGGCCCCUGCGGCUGGUCUCAGGAGUGCCCAGUUUACAGGUUGUGUUGAAUUCCAUUAUAAAAGCCAUGGUCCCCCUCCUGCACAUCGCCCUCCUGGUACUGUUUGUAAUCAUCAUCUAUGCCAUCAUAGGACUGGAGCUUUUCAUCGGGAAAAUGCACGCUACAUGUUUUUUUCCUGGUACAGACAUUAUAGCGGAGGAGGAACCUGCACCAUGUGCAGUCUCAGGUCACGGGCGCCAGUGCCCCAUUAACGGUACUGUAUGCAAAGAAGGCUGGCACGGCCCCAACGGUGGCAUCACUAACUUCGACAACUUCGCCUUUGCCAUGCUGACUGUGUUCCAGUGUAUCACCAUGGAGGGCUGGACUGAUGUGCUGUAUUGGAUGAACGAUGCCAUGGGCCUUGAGCUGCCGUGGGUUUACUUUGUCAGUCUGGUCAUCUUCGGAUCCUUUUUUGUUCUAAACCUUGUUCUUGGUGUGUUGAGCGGAGAGUUCUCUAAAGAGCGAGAGAAGGCUAAGGCCCGUGGAGAUUUCCAGAAGCUGCGGGAGAAACAGCAGCUGGAGGAGGAUCUGAAAGGCUACCUGGACUGGAUCACUCAGGCCGAGGAUAUCGACCCUGAGAAUGAGGAGGAUGGGGACGGCACACGCAACCCGAGCAUGCCUGCCAGUGAGACAGAAUCCAUCAACACAGAGAAUGUGAAUGGAGAGGAUGAGAAGACCCCAUGCUGUGGCCCACUCUGUCAAAAAAUUUCAAAGUCAAAGUUCAGCCGGCGCUGGCGUCGCUGGAACAGGUUCUGUCGGAGGAAGUGCAGACUCGCUGUGAAAUCCGUCACUUUCUAUUGGCUGGUGAUCAUCCUGGUGUUCCUCAACACGCUCACCAUCUCCUCAGAGCAUUACAACCAGCCGAACUGGCUCACACAAGUGCAGGAUGUUGCUAACAAGGUCCUGCUGGCUCUUUUCACUUGUGAGAUGCUGGUGAAGAUGUACAGUUUGGGUCUGCAGGCAUACUUUGUAUCACUGUUCAACCGCUUCGACUGCUUCGUGGUGUGUGGGGGGAUCACGGAGACCAUCCUGGUGGAGCUGGAGAUCAUGUCUCCGCUGGGCAUCUCUGUGUUUCGCUGCGUGCGUCUGCUGAGAAUAUUCAAAGUCACACGACACUGGGCGUCUCUCAGCAACCUUGUCGCCUCGCUGCUGAACUCCAUGAAGUCUAUCGCCUCCCUGCUGCUGCUGCUCUUCCUCUUCAUCAUCAUCUUCUCGCUGCUGGGCAUGCAGGUGUUUGGUGGGAAGUUCAACUUCGAUGAGACACAGACUAAGAGAAGCACCUUUGACAACUUCCCCCAGGCACUGCUCACAGUGUUCCAGAUUCUGACAGGUGAGGACUGGAACGCGGUCAUGUAUGACGGUAUCAUGGCUUAUGGCGGCCCCUCCUCUUCAGGAAUGAUCGUCUGCAUCUACUUCAUCAUCCUCUUCAUCUGUGGAAACUAUAUCCUGCUGAAUGUGUUCUUGGCCAUCGCUGUGGAUAACCUGGCAGAUGCUGAGAGUCUGAACACAGCUCAGCAGGAAGAGGCGGAGGAGAAGGAGAAGAAAAAGAAUGCAAGAAGUGGAGGAGAUAAAAAGGACGAUGAGAAAAUAGACAGAGACACAAAGGUUCCUGUUGAUGAGGAAGACGAGAAGGACCCCUAUGCUGAUAUUCCAGGGGAGGAAGAUGAGGAUGAGCCAGAUGUUCCAUCUGGACCCCGGCCACAGAUAUCUGAGCUGGUGAAGAAGGAGAAGAUCAUACCUAUCCCAGAGGGCAGUGCCUUCUUCAUCUUCAGCAGCACCAACCCAAUUCGGGUGGGAUGUCACAAGCUCAUCAACCAUCACAUCUUCACAAACCUCAUCCUCGUCUUCAUCAUGCUGAGCAGUGUGUCCCUUGCUGCCGAAGACCCCAUUCGUAACUUCUCUGCCCGCAACAUCAUACUUGGUUACCUAGACUAUGCGUUCACGGCAAUCUUUACUGUUGAGAUCCUGUUAAAGAUGACCACAUACGGAGCUUUCCUCCACAAGGGUGCGUUCUGCAGAAACUACUUCAACCUUCUGGAUCUGCUGGUGGUGGGAGUGUCUCUGGUGUCUUUUGGAAUUCAGUCUUCUGCGAUCUCAGUGGUGAAGAUUCUGAGAGUGCUGCGAGUGCUCAGGCCUCUAAGAGCCAUCAACCGAGCCAAAGGCCUCAAGCACGUGGUCCAGUGUGUCUUUGUAGCUAUCAGAACCAUUGGGAACAUCAUGAUCGUGACCACACUGCUGCAGUUCAUGUUCGCCUGUAUCGGAGUGCAGCUGUUCAAGGGGAAGUUCUACCGCUGCACAGAUGAGGCCAAGUCCAGUCCCGAGGAAUGCAAGGGGACCUACAUUAUGUAUAAGGAAGGAGAUGUGAACCAGCCAGUGGUGCGGCAGCGAGUUUGGCACAACAGCGAGUUCAACUUCGACAAUGUGCUGAUGGCCAUGAUGGCCCUGUUCACGGUGUCCACUUUCGAGGGCUGGCCAGCGCUGCUGUAUAAGGCCAUUGACUCCAACCGUGAGAACAUGGGCCCCAUCUAUAACUACCGAGUAGAGAUCUCCAUCUUCUUCAUCAUCUAUAUUAUCAUCAUCGCCUUCUUCAUGAUGAACAUCUUCGUGGGUUUCGUUAUUGUUACCUUCCAGGAGCAGGGAGAGAAAGAGUACAAGAACUGUGAGCUGGACAAGAAUCAGCGCCAGUGUGUGGAGUAUGCACUGAAAGCGAGACCACUGCGGAGAUAUAUCCCUAAGAACCCCUAUCAGUACAAGUUCUGGUACGUGGUGAACUCCACAGGCUUCGAGUACAUCAUGUUCGUACUCAUCAUGCUGAACACCGUCUGUCUGGCUGUGCAGCAUUACGGCCAGUCCCCACUGUUUAACUAUGUAAUGGACAUUCUCAACAUGGUUUUCACCGCUGUUUUCACCGUGGAGAUGGUCCUCAAACUGAUAGCCUUCAAACCCAGGCACUACUUCACUGAUGCGUGGAACACUUUUGAUGCCCUGAUUGUUGUUGGUAGCGUCGUGGACAUUGCCAUCACUGAAGUCAAUAAACUUGUAGAGCCCACAGAGGCUCCCCAGGUGGAUGAGUCUGGGAACACAGAGGACAGCGCCAGGAUCUCUAUCACGUUCUUCCGCUUGUUCCGAGUCAUGAGAUUGGUCAAGCUCCUGAGCAGGGGCGAGGGCAUCCGGACUCUGCUGUGGACGUUCAUCAAGUCUUUCCAGGCUCUGCCAUACGUUGCACUUUUGAUAGCCAUGUUGUUCUUCAUCUACGCUGUUAUCGGGAUGCAGGUGUUCGGGAAGGUGGCCAUGGUGGAUGGCACACACAUCAACCGAAACAACAACUUCCAGACCUUUCCUCAGGCCGUGCUGCUGCUCUUCAGGUGUGCCACAGGUGAGGCGUGGCAGGAGAUCAUGUUGGCUUGUAUGCCGGGCAAGCUUUGUGACCCAGAGUCUGAAUACAACCCUGGUGAGGAGUACACCUGUGGGAGUAACUUUGCCAUCAUCUACUUCAUCACCUUCUACAUGCUGUGUGCCUUCCUGAUUAUAAAUUUGUUUGUUGCUGUCAUCAUGGACAACUUUGACUAUCUGACACGUGAUUGGUCGAUUCUUGGCCCACACCACUUGGAUGAGUUCAAGAGGAUUUGGUCUGAGUAUGAUCCAGAAGCCAAGGGCAGGAUUAAACACCUGGAUGUUGUCACAUUGCUGCGCCGCAUCCAGCCCCCACUGGGCUUCGGCAAGCUGUGCCCCCACAGAGUCGCCUGCAAGAGGUUGGUGGCCAUGAACAUGCCUCUGAACAGCGAUGGCACGGUAAUGUUCAACGCCACCCUAUUUGCUCUGGUCAGGACUGCCCUGAAAAUCAAAACUGAAGGGAAUCUGGAGCAGGCCAAUGAAGAGCUCCGAGCAGUCAUCAAGAAGAUCUGGAAACGAACCAGCAUGAAGCUGCUGGACCAAGUGGUGCCUCCUGCUGGUGAUGAUGAGGUCACCGUGGGGAAGUUCUAUGCCACCUUCCUGAUACAGGACUACUUUAGGAAAUUCAAGAAACGCAAAGAGGAAGGCCUGGUGGGCUUACACCCAGCCCAGAACAACACAGCCGUCGCUCUGCAGGCCGGUCUCCGCACGCUGCAUGACAUUGGUCCUGAGAUUCGACGGGCGAUAUCAUGUGACCUGCAGGAGGAGGAGCUUGUAGACUUUAUACCUGAGGAGGACGAGGAGAUUUAUAGGCGGAACGGUGGGCUUUUUGGCAAUCACGUCAAUCACAUGAACGGGACCCGGAGGAGCUCUGGGCAGCGGACCAAUGCCACACAGCGCCCUCUGCAGGUCCAUGCCCCUCCACACUAUGCCCGCAUGGAGCAACCUGUGGGCAGGUUCAGCAGGGUGGCCAACGCCCUCUCCUACAACCACCACAACAGCCACCACAACUCCUACUCCAAGUCACCAAAGUCCACCAAUGCCAAUCUCAACAACGCCAACGUGUCCGGCCUGCCCAAUGGGAGAAGCAAUCGCUACUACGAGCACAUCCCCGCCAAUGGUUACCCUGCCAAUGGUUACCCUGGCCACCAGGGCCCCUACUACCCGGGCGACUAUGACAGACCCAGCUCCACCCACAUUCAAAGGACUCGCUACUAUGAAACCUAUCUUAGGUCCCACCAAGGGGACGGCCGACAUCCCACCAUCCGCAGGGAGGAAGACUAUGUUGAGGAAGAUCGCUACUCAGGGGAGUACUACAGCGGAGAAGAAUUUUAUGAAGAUGACAGCAUGCUGUCAGGAGACAGGAGGUCAUAUAAGGAAUACCUGGACAGGUAUCCUAACAGUGACCUUGACUACGAAACACCCAGAGGAUACCAUCACCCUGACAGUUACUAUGACGAUGAUGAGCAGCCUCUCUACCAUGACUCGCGCAGGUCGCCAAAGAGGAGGCUGCUUCCCCCCACACCUCAAGCCUGUAGGAGGCCAUCGUUCAGUUUCGAGUGUCUGCGCAGACAGAGCAGUCAGGAUGACCUGCCCAUUUCUCCAGGGCUGCACCAGCGCACUGCACUCCCUCUGCAUCUGAUGCAGCACCAGGUGAUGGCUGUCGCCGGUCUGGACUCCAGCCGAGCUCAGAGACUGUCACCAACCCGGUCCACACGCUCCUGGGCCACGCCUCCUGCCACGCCCAUCAGUAAAGACCGCUCCCCGUACUACACCCCUAUGAUCCGAGUGGACCGACCCAGCCGUGACAGCGUCAGCAGCAGCCAGUCGUCAGUGCGCAAGAGCUCCUGGUACACAGAGGAGUCCGACUACCCCCACAGGACCUACGCACCAGCACACCUGCAGAUCCCCACCGAGUUCACACACCAGUACCAUCAGAAGAGAGGCAGCGCCACCAGCUUGGUGGAGGCGGUGUUGAUAUCUGAAGGCCUGGGGAGGUACGCAAAGGACCCGAAGUUUGUGGCAGCCACAAAACGUGAGAUUGCUGACGCAUGCGAGAUGACAAUAGACGAGAUGGAGAGCGCAGCCAGUCACCUCCUGAACGGCGGGGUGACCCCUGGCAUAAACGGGGAUAUGAUCCCCAUCCUGACCCGGCGGGACAUGGAGCUACAGGACUUCAACGCUGGCUACAGCGACGAGGAGCCUGAGCCAGAGCCCAGCGCCAAGUACGAGGAGGACCUCGCCGAUGAAAUGAUAUGCAUUACGACUUUAUAGCAAACCAAUUUAGAACAGAGAACAAUAAGAGGAAUAAAAACGCAUCUGUUGGCUUAUUCACUUAAGAAGUGCCUUUCUGCUGUGGAAUAUGAGAGGCACUGGCAGGUGGACCCUUCUCACCAAGGCAACACAGGAACCACAUUCUCCAAGAACCAUGUCUGUCCCUCACACAGCAAGGGCACAGCUGUGAGCUGUGAAACCAACAUGGACAGAACAGGCAGCGUAGUGUUGCGUGGUGUUUGCAGGGUGUUUUUGGAUGGUGUUCACAGGGUGUUUUUGGAUGGUGCUGGCAGGGUGUUUUUGGAUGGUGUUAGCAAGGUGUUGUUCAGUCCUCGGCAGGGUAUUUCAGGUGAUGACAAUCAUACUGAAGAUGUCAUUUCCCUGAGUCACUUUAUGUUGCAUCAGCAUAUCAAGCAAAUAAGAGACAUAUCCCUCUUUUAAACUGGAUUUGGAAAAUGAGACAAAGUAACAAAAAAAAACAAUUUUUACACAAAUAUAUCAUGUCUUUUUGGUUGCAUUAUCAGACUAGAGAUGAUCCAUUUCUAUGGCUGUCAUUAAAUGGAGGCUCCUACUAGAUGAAAAGGAAGUGCUCGUGAGCCAUGUAGUGACAGCGAGGUUUUUUGCAAUUAUAGAACAGCCUAUUUAAUAUUGCAUAUUACAUCUACUGUAAAUGGCCUGUAAGAUAUUACAAAAGUAAACUUUGUAAAGAGAUGUUAUAUAUUUUGUAAUUAUGUACCGUAUAUAAA